AACUCAACUACAACUUCAACUACGCCGAUGUAAACUUUUGGUUUUGACGUGACGAGUCAUAGCUUUGGCUAGUUAAUGUAAAUUUUCAUUUGUAAUUUAUACUUUUAUUGGAUACAAUGGGGGCUAGCGCAACCGAUGUUCUUUCAACUUUUUUCAAAGAUUACAGAAAUAGCACUCCUCAAAAGAUAAAGAUUAUAGAUGCGUAUCUCUUCUACAUUCUCUUAACCGGCAUCGUUCAAUUUGGAUACUGUUGUCUAGUUGGCACUUUCCCAUUUAAUUCCUUCUUAUCAGGUUUCAUAUCAUGUGUUGCAUCAUUCGUAUUGGGUGUUUGUCUUCGAUUGCAAGUAAAUUCUCAAAACAGCAGUCAUUUUGGCAACAUCACUCCAGAAAGAGCUUUUGCUGAUUUCAUAUUUGGCCAUGUUGUUCUUCACCUUGUUGUCAUGAACUUUAUUGGAUAAAAGACGAAUUGUAAUUUGGAAUUUACGUUUUGGAUGUAAGAAGUUGGUUCUAACAUGGUAUUGUCCUUGCAUUAUAUAUGAAAUAAAUGCUUUUUCUACUUAUA
Molecule: messenger RNA, 562 nt
Organism: Parasteatoda tepidariorum (common house spider)
Lineage: Eukaryota; Metazoa; Arthropoda; Arachnida; Araneae; Theridiidae
Gene: Dad1
Product: dolichyl-diphosphooligosaccharide--protein glycosyltransferase subunit
Biological process (GO): protein N-linked glycosylation
Cellular component (GO): oligosaccharyltransferase complex; membrane
Source: RefSeq, a predicted model, not a curated record